UUCCUUGGAAAACACCGCAGCUCGCUGCUUUUGCAAUCACGUCGACCUUUAGGCUCAGUGAUUGACUGGGAGCAGAGGAGAUAGAGAAACUGAAAUCAUGUGUCCCACAAGUCAUACCCCAUCUAGCAUGUUAAUGUGAAUGAAAGCGUCGUCGACCGGUCGAACUAGGGCACCUACAUCAGCGAAGCCUUCUUAGCAGCCGGCGGAUCAGCAGGAAGCAGCACGCUCAAGCGUGUCGAUUUGGGUUGACGAGAUGUUGCACCAUCACAUGAUAAAGCGGGAGGAUUCGAAUUCGUCGAUCGGAUCCUCGUCAACUCCUCCGCCGGUUAUGCUAUCGUCGUAUUCGGAAGCGGCCACUGCGCUCUACAACAAUGUGGUCAAGCGGUCGGUCUCUCCGAGCCACGAGGAGCAGAUGAGCUUCAUCAGCGAAUUCACGUACAGCGAUGACAUCGGCGAGGCCUCGCAGUCGCCUCCGUUGAGCCCCGAACUGAACACAGAUCACCAGCUCUACCUCGGAAUGCGUUCUGUUCAGAGUGCAGCGGCGGCUCAGCAAGUAGCUCGCGUAGAACAAGGAUCUCCUCGACGGGUGUGUCUUGUCUGCGGAGACGUAGCCUCAGGCUACCAUUACGGAGUGGCUUCCUGUGAGGCUUGUAAAGCCUUCUUCAAACGAACGAUCCAAGGGAACAUAGAAUAUACCUGUCCUGCGAACAACGAUUGUGAAAUCAACAAGCGGCGACGGAAAGCCUGUCAAGCGUGUCGCUUCCAAAAAUGCCUCAAAACGGGAAUGCUCAAAGAAGGAGUUCGUUUAGACAGAGUCCGUGGUGGACGGCAGAAGUACCGAAGGAAUCCCGAAGGUCCUUAUCAGGUGGCAGCACAGCCCAUCAAACGCAUCACGAUCGACGAAAAUACAAUCAUCUCAGCACUUAUCGCCUGCGAGCCGCCCACCUUAUCCAUCAGCAUGAAUAAGGAGUAUACGAAUGCUUUUUGUGACUCGAAGACCGCACUAGCCGCCCUCGGAGAGCUCAUCGAUCGAGAGCUCGUGAACAUCAUCGGGUGGGCUCGUCAGAUUCCUGGCUUCAGCCAGAUCCAUCUCGACGACCAGAUGCGACUCCUUCAGAUGUCGUGGGGAGAAGUCCUCUCGCUAACGCUAGCGUUCCGCUCGAUGGAGAGCAGUGACGGUCUCUCGUACGCAAACGACCUGACCCUAUCUCAGGUACAAGCUGAAGAAAUGGGUCUCGAAGAAAUUUUCCUAUACACCAAGCAUCUCGUUCAAAGGCUCAAUGCGAUCCGGAUCUUCAAGGAGGAGUACCUUGCUCUCAAAGCGAUGGCUCUUAUCAAUGCCGAUACGGUGCUGGAGAAUUCCACUCUAGUGUACAAGAUGCGAGAGUCGAUCAGUCAAUCUCUGCAGGAUUGCAUAUUGACGUUGAGCCCCAGUACAAACAAUGCGGCUCCCCGUAUGGCACAGCUCCUUCUUCUGCUGCCCUUACUCAGGCACCUCGAUGUCCUGAUCAGGCAGUUCUGGCAGCGGAUGCGUUCAGAACGGAAUGCCACAUUGAACAAACUACUGUGUGAGAUGCUAGAGUGGAACAUGACAUUCAAACUGGGCUGUUAAAGCAGGAGGAACUCGUCACGGAAUAAGACGCCGUCGUCCACUCGAAAACCCUCGAAUAUGCAUGAGAAUGAUUCAGGAAGCACCAGUGGACGAAUCAACGGUCCAGCUGUUUCGAUGGUGCUGUUGGGUUCGCGGUCGAGAAAGCAAGGGGGAUUUUCCUCCCUCGACGAAGUGGAUCUGGAGGCGGGGAACUGAAGAAGAUGAAAAGUCGAGUGGGCCCCUCCUCUUGCAUGAAUACCAGCAGCGCGAUCACCAGCAGACGUGAGCAGCGACGGUUCCUGGGCGUGUUGAAUGUGCGAGAGGUUGAGGAGCAUGCGAGUAUAUCCAUUCGAUCGAAACUCGGUCGUCGAGCGAGGAAGCAUCGCGGCUCAUCUUUGUUAAAUCUAUUGUUGACUACGUUGACUGAAGCUUCGGGAAACCUGGAGCUUGGAAUAAGUACGAAACCUGGUGGCGCCUAAGAGGUAGAGAAUCGGGACGGAGUGAUGGGUUUGUUACGGGUUGACUUCCUUGUUUGCGGCGCUGUCUUUCUGGAAGCUCGAUCUGAUCGCGUCACAGAAGCUCCGUCGACUGAGGAAUGGAGGUCCGUGAUUUUGUAGGACUGCGGCAAGUAAUUGUGUUGAGGCGUGAGUUGAACCCCUAAGAGUGCUUGACAACCUGAUUAAAUGCGUGGGUCGUCAGAUGGUCGACUAUCGACUUUACGACUUGGGACGUAGAUUCGAAUCGGAGACCGUCUGUUAGUAAUCCAUACGAGAAAAUCAGCACAACAAAGCUACCCAAAAUGACGUUCGCGAAACGACGGAACAUAGAUGAACACUGAAGGCUAUAGAUAUAAAUUUAUAUAUA
This is a messenger RNA of Galendromus occidentalis (western predatory mite), 2455 nucleotides long. Its product is annotated as estrogen-related receptor. The coding region runs from base 254 to 1612 and encodes 452 amino acids. Gene Ontology annotation, molecular function: sequence-specific DNA binding; zinc ion binding; nuclear steroid receptor activity. Gene Ontology annotation, biological process: regulation of DNA-templated transcription. Lineage: Eukaryota; Metazoa; Arthropoda; Arachnida; Mesostigmata; Phytoseiidae. The transcript is spliced from 7 exons. Gene Ontology annotation, cellular component: nucleus. The record is from RefSeq and is a predicted model, not a curated record.